CCGCGUGUGAAAAAACUCCGCCGAUUCUGUUAUCCGCUGAAAUUUCCUUAUCCGCUGCUGCUUCCCUCUCUCUAUCUCGCUCUCUGUCUCUUCUUCUCUGUCCCUCUCUCUUAAUUUUAGGGUUUCAUUUUGAACAUGGGUGGAGAUGACGAGCAGCAAUCGGGGCUCUUCUACGAGCUAUGUACCCUCAUUCUCGCUCUUCUGCGCUCUCCCCACCUCUUCUUUCCAGCCGUCGGCGCCCUCUGCGGCACACCGCAGCGUUCAGAGAUCUCCCCUGCGGGCAUCGCUUCACUUUUCCUAGGGGCCUCUCUCGCGCUUAUGCUCUGUGGGUCUAUCACCUUCAUGCUUGGCUGCAUCCUGAUGCCCUGGGUUAUCGGCUUCGUUAUCGUGUUAUACUUAUUGGGCAUCGUUUCGAGCCUAUCUGGAAUUGGCAAGGCGAUCCUCUGUCCCCACCGAACCCGCACCUGCGUGGAGGCCGAUGACGGUUGUCCCGGAUGCAGCUUCUCCAAAUAGACCAAUCGGUUUCAAGCUAUACAGGUUGAUUUGCAGCAAAUUGCUGAAUUCUAUUUCCUUUUCUGUUCUUCGCAGGUCAAGUCUCCUCGGCAAUGAAAGCUGAUAACAACUAAUGGUUUGCUCUCCAUGGCUUCUGCCUACUUUUCUUUUGAUUGAUCUUCUUUUAGAUUGUAUACCAGAUAGAGUUAAAAUAGCUUUGACCUGAGGAACCAUUGGGUAUGCAGGGUCUUCUUUCUGUUGCUUAGCUCUAGGAAUUUGUCAAAUAUGCAGCAUUUACAUAUUUCUUCCCCUACAGAUUCUGAUACAUUGUUCAAGUUAUUUGAUUAUUAUUGUAUGUCUGAUAAUACUUACAUACAUUUUUUCAUUAAUAACCAGAUUGAGGAACUCUUUCAGA
Molecule: messenger RNA, 907 nt
Organism: Dendrobium catenatum
Lineage: Eukaryota; Viridiplantae; Streptophyta; Magnoliopsida; Asparagales; Orchidaceae
Exons: 2
Coding region: 136-513 (125 amino acids)
Source: RefSeq, a predicted model, not a curated record